AUGAUCGGGCCGCUGGAUGCAGGGACCUAUCAGCUCAUGAUGUACUACAUCGCAGGGGCCGGCUCGCCUUCGCCGUUUCAGCUCUGUUCGAACUCCUUGGUGGACCUGCGGCUCAUCUCCAAAGCCACGUACGCCAACAAGACUGAGGAGUGGAUGUGCACGUCCAGUCGCGUGCCGCUGCCAGACACGCUUUCGCCACAGCGAGAUGAACAGAUCCUGGUGGACUCGGAGUACCUCGUGCCACCGCAGGGGCGGCAGAGCAUCACGUUCAAAGUGCCGCUCCAAGAGGUCACAGCACAACCCGUGCUGGGCAUUCCUGCAGAGUUCGAUUUGAAAGACGGCGGCAGUUUGGAAGUGUCUCACGGGGAGUGCAAGGUGCUCCGUGAUUUCUCAGACUGCUUGCAUUCGCACAGGCUCGAAGACCUUUCCGAGCUGGGCAACCCGGCCAGAGAUUGGAGAAAGGAGCUGUGGAACGCUUCCUUCAUCUUCCAUUCAGAGAUCAUGUUGCACAUGUCCCAAGAGUCUUCUUCAGAGGGUUGCUUCAUGCCUUGGAAGAAAGACGAGCAAGACCACUAG
This is a messenger RNA of Symbiodinium sp. CCMP2592, 576 nucleotides long. The record is from the annotation of a GenBank genome assembly. Lineage: Eukaryota; Dinophyceae; Suessiales; Symbiodiniaceae.